GAAUGUUGUUCAUUCAUUCAUUCGUAAAGAAAACAGCAAAGAGCAAACAACAUUUAAAGUUUUAAAAUAUUUUUUAAAAACUUUAAUACUUCCAAUAACAAUUAUCGGGUUUUUGGGUGAAUUCUCUAUAUCAUAAAAAGGAGCAGCGGAAGUGUCAUAUCGCAAUAUUCACACACACAAAAAUUAAUUGAUAUAUUCAAGAGAAGCAAUUUUGCAAAAAAAAAAAGAAAAACCAAAAGAAUAUUUAGCAGAAAAGGGUCCUGUGAGAGUGCGAGAGCAAGUAGUGUCAAAAGCAGUGUUGAAAAGUGUGAGAACAAAAAAAUCCAUACGUCACUUUGAACUGAAGAAUUCGAAUUUUUUCUUAUUCUUGUACCACACAUACAUAAGUCCUCGUCCUUCGUCCCAUAUCCUUUGCAAUCAAAAAUGGAUUUUAAUUUUGCCGAUAUCAAAAAGGAAACCUCAUCAGCAGUCGAGGACAUCUUUGACCGUGCCGAUGAAACAAAGAAACAUGCCCAGGACAUUCUGGGCAAUUUUGGAGAGACUUUGGACAACAAAGUCCUCGGAGGUGGUGGCCAAAAAGCCUUAGAUGCUGAUCCCUUGGACCCACAAGCUUUUGUGCAACGUAUGUCGGCUGGUGCCAAAGAGGCCCAGGAACAAUUGGAUGCCAAGUUCUCUAAGAACACCAAUGAUUUAGAAGACUUCCUGGGCCAGGGCGUAAACAGUGCAAAACAAGGUGUGGCUUCUACAACCAUCGAUUUCAUGAAUGCUGAACGUGGCUUUAAAGCCGGGGCUGGUGAUGCGGCCAAGGACUUUGAGAAAAAGGCUUCUCAGGCUGUUGAUGAUAUAUUCGGGCAUUUUAGCAGCAGCGAUAACAACUUUAAACCCACAGCGCCCAUUGAGGGUGUAGCAACAUCCGCUUUCAAUCAGUUUGACGAUUUCGAUGAUGAUGAGCCCGCACCGGCAAUGACAACCUUUGGAAAAACUGCAACAACAACUGCAUCAGCUGUUGCUUCCAACAAGGACUCCGACAAUGAUUCGCCUUCCAUUUCAUGUAAUCCAUCGCCGGCCAAGAAGCUACCGGCCACAGAUGCUCUCAAAGAGCAGGACAAUGAGAAAUUCAUCUCAAGCGAAGACCUCUUGGGUGACUUUAAAGAUGAGCGCACAGCUACUCCAGAUUCUCAAGCUUCCGCGGCCAAUAAUUUCACAGCUCCAUUGGCUAAACUUCAAGACCCCAAAACCACUGACUUGGAUGCUGAUGACUUUGAUGAUGAUUUUGUUCAGGCUGAAAUUCCCAAACCGGCAGAAGAACACAAAUUUGCAGCAGCAGCACCACCACAUAUUGAACCAGCAGCAGCGGUGGCUAAACCAGCUCCGUUUAUACCGGAACCGGUAAAAGAACAGCAACCAGCUGCUGCCGUUAAAGAGACAAAGAAGGAAACGCCAGCAGCGCCUGCACCCACACCCGCACCCGCUCCAGUUAUGAAACCAUCGGCGCCUAAGCCAGCAACUACGAUUACAACACAACAACCGAACAUAGUAUCUGUCGAGGAUAUAUUCUAUAAAUAUGGUUUGGACGCUUGGUUUAAGCCGGAACGCCUACAUCCUCGAGUGGAGUCCCUCAUCUACUGGCGCGAUGUGAAAAAAUCUGGUAUUGUUUUUGGUGCUGGUCUUGUAACCCUCUUGGCCAUCUCAUGCUUUUCCGUCAUCAGUGUAUUCGCCUAUUUGUCACUUUUACUGUUGGCCGGCACAAUUGCAUUCAGAAUCUACAAAUCGGUAAUGCAGGCUAUUCAAAAGACCUCAGAUGGACAUCCCUUCAAAGAAUACUUGGAUAUUGAUUUGACUUUGUCGCAAGAGAAAAUUCAAAACAUUGCCGGUGUUGCUGUGGCCCACAUAAAUGGUUUCACCGCUGAAUUGAGAAGAUUAUUCUUGGUUGAAGACUUGGUCGAUUCUAUCAAAUUCGGUGUUAUUUUGUGGGUAAUGACCUACAUUGGAGCAUGGUUCAAUGGCAUGACAUUGGUUAUUUUGGCCUUUGUCUCCUUGUUCACAUUGCCCAAGGUCUAUGAAAACAACAAACAGUCCAUCGACACUUAUUUGGAUCUGGCCAGAAGCAAAGUAGCUGAAGUUACCGAAAAGAUUAAAGCAGCCAUUCCCAUUGGCAACAAGAAGCCAAUUGCUGACGAAACAGAUAAGGACAAAUAAAUUAAAAAUUGAAAACAAAAACAUAAAGGAAACGCAACCAUUAUUUAAUGAAAUAAAUUUGUAUUAACAUCGUUAGAAGUAAACAAACGCAAAUUUUUACCCAAUUGCAAUUACUUUUUGUGUUUAUAAGAUCAAAUCCAAAUUAAUUUAUGUAAACAAACAACAACUUAUAUUAAAAAAAACGAAAACAAAAUCAAGAGAAAAGAACAAAAAGCAAAUCAAUAAGAGAACACACAUUCAAACACACACCAUUUUUAAAGGAACUAAAAAUUUUUCAACUUUCAAAAUAAGAAAACGUAACAAACGGAAAACCAACAAACAAUCCAAAUACCAUUAGAAUGAAACGAACGACAGAGUUGUUAUAUAUUUCUGAAUUCUUGUUCUUUUUAUAUAUUUAUAAUUUUUUCAAAAAUUGUACACACACACAUACUUUUUUUUAAAUCAAUAGUAACUAUUCAUAAUAUGAUGAUGUAUUUUUU
This is a messenger RNA of Stomoxys calcitrans (stable fly), 2678 nucleotides long. RefSeq names its product reticulon-1-A (gene Rtnl1). The record is from RefSeq and is a predicted model, not a curated record. Bases 424 to 2199 code for a protein of 591 amino acids. NCBI's taxonomy places the organism in Eukaryota, Metazoa, Arthropoda, Insecta, Diptera, Muscidae. The transcript is spliced from 6 exons.